GAGAGAGAGAGACCCCUUUGCGGCUGUGUGUGUCCUCACCACCACCACCCCGGGGCCCCUGGAUGGAAGCGGGGGAUGGGGUCGUGGAGAAGGAAGGCAGCUCCGCGCGUUUGUCUUCCCUUCCCGUGAAUUAGCCCCGCUGCCACCCCGCCGAGGGAAAGGACCGGGCAGGGACGGGGGGAAGGUGGAAGCAAGGCGGCGAAGCAGGAGCUCCCAGCUUCUCCCAGCGGCGAGACUCGGCUCUUGAAGUGAACGUGUGAAUGCGGGGGGAAGCGAUGCCGUGGAGGCUGCGCUGGGUUUGGUGGUGGGCGUUGGUGUGCGGGAGCUAUUGCUGCGCCCUGCCCGGGCUGGCUCUCCUGCCCGCCGCGGGGGCGCUUCUCCUGGGCAGCCCGAGCGCCGCGGGCUUCGGCUCCGGGAAGACUCAGGCUCAGGGUCCCGUCUCCACCGCUUCUUCCUCCCAAGCGGGCUUCCUCUACCGCCGCCUGAAGUCCCACGAGAAGCGGGAGAUGCAGAAGGAAAUCCUCUCCGUGCUGGGCUUGCCACACCGGCCCCGGCCCUCGCACGGGCUUCAGCUGCAGCAGCCCGGAGACCCCGAAGUGCCUCUCCCGCAGCAACGCCGGCGGCAGCAGCACCAGCAGUCCGCGCCUCCGCUGGGCAGGCUGAACUCCGCGCCCCUCUUCAUGCUGGAUCUCUACAACACUCUGUCCGGCGAGGAGGAGGAGGAGGAGGAGGAGGAGGAAGCGGCGGCGGCGGAGGAGGGAGGAGAGCCCGAGCAUCGCGGCGGAGGCACCCGGCACAUCUCCACUGCGCGACCCCCGCAGCCCAAAACUCUCCUGACCCACAACCUGGGCGCCUCCGGCAGUCCUAGCCUCGCCACCUCGCAGGACAGCGCUUUUCUCUACGAGGCCGACAUGAUCAUGAGCUUCGUCAACCUGGUUGAAUAUGACAAGGAAUUCAUGCCUUAUCAGCAUCAUCACAAGGAGUUCAAAUUUAAUUUGUCUCAGAUUCCAGAAGGAGAGGCUGUUACUGCUGCUGAGUUCCGAAUCUACAAGGACUGUGUUUUUGGAGGCUUUAAAAAUCAAACCUUUCUGAUUAGCAUCUAUCAAGUAUUGCAAGAAUAUCAGAACAGAAAUUCAAACUUGUUUAUGCUGGACACACGAAUAGUAUGGGCCUCAGAAGAAGGAUGGCUAGAAUUUGACAUCACUGCUACUAGCAACAUGUGGGUGAUAAAGCCUCAGCAUAAUUUGGGACUCCAGAUGAGUGUGGUGACUAGAGAGGGUCUCAGCAUAAACCCUAGAGAAGCAGGACUAAUAGGCCGAGAUGGCCCUUAUGAUAAACAGCCUUUCAUGGUGGCUUUUUUUAAAGUGAGUGAAGUUCAUGUUCGGACUGUGAGGUCAGCACCCAGCAGACGCAGAGACCAGAACAGAAACCGUUCCACACAACCACAAAGUGUUUCCAGGACAUCCAGUAUCACAGAUUACAACAGCAGCGACCUAAAAACCGCUUGCAGAAAACAUGAGCUUUAUGUUAGCUUCCAAGACUUGGGAUGGCAGGAUUGGAUAAUUGCACCAAAGGGUUAUGCAGCAAACUACUGUGAUGGAGAAUGCUCUUUCCCUCUCAAUGCUCAUAUGAAUGCCACAAAUCAUGCCAUUGUGCAAACUUUGGUUCACCUAAUGAAUCCAGAGAACGUUCCUAAACCAUGCUGUGCUCCCACAAAACUUAACGCAAUUUCAGUUCUUUACUUUGAUGACAAUUCCAACGUCAUUUUGAAAAAAUACAGGAAUAUGGUGGUAAGAGCUUGUGGGUGUCACUGACAAACUAUCUUUACAAGAUGCAGCAAAAAAAAAAAAAAGAACAUCUAGUGCUUCCGGAACAGCAUUUGUGCCUUAAGAAAGAAUAAUGAAAAGCAAAGAAUUCUGUUAAGUAUUUGCACACUCGUUGCUUUUUGAUCUGAUAAUUUUAAGUAGGCCAGAGCAAGUGAUUAAAUAUGGAUCCUACGAAUACAAAUCGAUAUGACCAAAAUGACCUGAUGUUUGAGCUACAUUCAGCCAAUGAGUGUCCCUCACAUUUUGGAUAAUAUCUCAAGAAGAAAACAGGAGUCUAAGAAAUAAAAAGCACAAUUUUAAGUUGAAAUUGCAACCACAUAGAAGUUAAACUAUCUUUGCUUACCCUUAAAGCAUAGAAACUAAAUAUGCAAGGCCUGAAAACUACUGCAGGAAAAUGUCUUCUAUUUUGAUGAACUGUUUCACUUAAACUGCUUCCUUUAGAAGCUAAACACAGCUUUUAUACAUUGUCCUUUCAAAUAAAACUGCAUAUGCCUCUUAAUAAUCAGAUUAGGACAACCUUGGUUGAGCUACCAUUUUGGGAAGAAGGGGGUAUUUUAGAGGCAAAAUUAUCACAUAGGAAGAUGCUUCUGUGUUAUUUUCAAAGGCAUUUUCUACAGUUACACCCUAUUGCUAAUUCUGACUUUCUUAGUGUCUUGGCAUCACCAUGACCAAGUGUGCACAUGAACCCAGAGUCUAUUCCUUAGACGAAAAACAUGCAACUCCAAUGGACCUAUGGAGGAAUUGAGGAGUUUCAAACUACAUGGGUUUUUUUUAAAAAAAAAAUCUGGUUUCCUGAAAUGGGAAAGAAAAUGAAUUGUACCAAGUUGACUAAAGAAGAUGAGACACUUACCUGAUUGCUCUUCAGAAUAAUGUAAGUUGGCAAGAUGGAAAUGAGUAGAACUGCUUUACAUUUUACUAAUGGAAACGGGGCAUAUUCUUAAUGUGAGAAAAAAUACAUCUCAAUGGUUAUAUGAACCUUAUUUCUAAUGCCCAGGCAGAAUUUCAACAAAGUGCACUUCUCUUUGACUACUUUGCAUUUUAAGAAGAUUUUUUUUGUAAAUAGCUAAAGGUAUAAUUUAUUGCAGUCAUCAGAUAUAUUAACUUUGAUGUAUUAUUUAGUAAGACCAUGGUGUGUUUUUUUAAAAAAAAAAUUUUUUUUAUUCAGAAAGCGUGUAAACAAUUGUACCACUUGAUUUUGUACAAGGAACUCAUGAGUUACAACUUAGCCGGCUCGUAAGAUUGUGCUUCUUAUAGGUUUUUAAAAUGAAUAAAGGCUCCCUUUAAGGCAGAAAUAUGUGUUGAUUUCUCUGCCGCGUGUGAUUAGCCCUUUCAGUUAACUUCCACAAUUCACAAGGAUUUUUUUCCCCAGCUUUGUUCUGGACAAAUUCUCUAGCCUUCAAAAAAUGAAGGAGUUACGUACUAGAGUACAAGCACAGAGCAUCUAGACAUGGCUAUGAAUAUCGUAUAUCCUCUCCUAUCGUAGACCUGCAGAUAAUGACCCGUAACUCUGCCCCAAAAAGAUGGCAAUAAUCCAUAUGCAAAAUAGAUCAAGAUUUAGCUGCUAUAGUUUGAUCUUGUAUCACUACUUGCACAAUAAAGUCUUUGGCUUUAAUUCUCCCCCUUAGGGCAUACUAAAUUGGAAACAGGAUUGAGUGGGGGCUGGAGAAUACACAAACCUAUGUUAUCAUCUAGAAAAAUUUGAUGAGCAAGUUUGAUUUCUUUGUUUCUGUGGACCUGGGACAAGAGAAAAGGUCUUUCGUAGACUUCUAAAGUUGUACUUGUUCAUAUGUAAACAUGGAUCCUAGCUAAUCUGAAUAUGGCAAGUUGUAAAUAGGGGGACAAUCCUCACCCAGGGAAAUUUGAUUUAUGACGUUUAGAAUUGAAAUGAACAUCAAAU
Molecule: messenger RNA, 3723 nt
Organism: Thamnophis elegans (Western terrestrial garter snake)
Lineage: Eukaryota; Metazoa; Chordata; Lepidosauria; Squamata; Natricidae
Gene: BMP6
Product: bone morphogenetic protein 6
Exons: 7
Coding region: 261-1814 (517 amino acids)
Biological process (GO): SMAD protein signal transduction
Cellular component (GO): extracellular region
Molecular function (GO): growth factor activity; cytokine activity
Source: RefSeq, a predicted model, not a curated record